Momordica charantia (bitter melon) is the source of this 1449-nucleotide messenger RNA. RefSeq names its product THUMP domain-containing protein. Gene Ontology annotation, molecular function: RNA binding. Gene Ontology annotation, biological process: tRNA modification. The record is from RefSeq and is a predicted model, not a curated record. NCBI's taxonomy places the organism in Eukaryota, Viridiplantae, Streptophyta, Magnoliopsida, Cucurbitales, Cucurbitaceae.
UUUCGAAAACCCCGCAAGGCUCGAACCUGAAGAACUUGCACAACUUCGAACUCUGUGAUUCACUUUCACUCUGCUACUUUUGAAGAUUCUCCCUGUAGUCUGUAAUGGCCGCCGAAAACAAACCCUCCACCGGAGCCAAGAAGAGGAAGCAGCGCUAUCUCCCCCACAAUAAGCCAGUGAAGAAGAAGGGCCACUACCCAUUACACCCCGGAGUUCAAGGUUUCUUUCUUACCUGCGAUGGCGGCCGUGAACGCCAAGCCUCCAUUGAAGCCAUCAACGUUAUUGACUCUUUUUUUGAGGAGUUAGUCCAUGGAAAAGUUUCUGGUGUGAAGCUGUCGCAAUUAGCUGAUAAACCAUUAAACAAAAAAAUUAAGUUUUCGGAUUCUGAGUCUUCUAGUUCUGAUGAUGAUAAUGAGGACGAGGGGGAUGAGGAGGAAGAGGAGGUUCCUGAGGAAGAAGGCAAGUCUAAAUCUCAUACAGAGCAAAAUGAUCCUUCAAAUGAAAAUGAAACAACUGAAAAAGUAGAUCCUCAUCAAGGGGAUGCUGUGGUCACCGAAAAUCAAACAGAGGAAAAAUCAAAUGACAAUAGUGAUGUGAAAUGUCAUGAAGUUUUAUCAAAUGAAGUUGAGGAGCCACCAAGUAAGAAACACUGCAUUGAAGCAGAUACAUCAAAAAAUGUUGUGCAGGAAAAAGCGAAGUCCAUUGAUCAAUUGAUUGAGGCCGAACUUGAGGAAUUGGGAGAUAAGAACAAGAGGCGUCUUUUCAAUCUAGAUUCGGGAUGUAAUGGUGUUGUCUUUAUCCAAAUGCGGAAGGGGGAUGGAGAACCCGGUCCUGAGGAUGUUGUGAAGCACAUGAUGACAUCUAUUGCUUCAACAAGGAAACACAUAUCAAGGUUCAUACUUAGGGUAUUACCAAUUGAAGUAGCAUGCUAUGCUUCAGUAGAGGAGAUCUCGAGGGCAAUAAAGCCUCUAAUAGAAAAGAAUUUUCCUGUCGAGAGUGAAAGUCCUGUAAAGUUUGCAGUACUAUAUGAAGCCCGUGCAAAUAGUGGCAUUGACAGGGCAACUAUAAUCAACACUGUAGCAAAAUGUGUUCCUGAGCCUCAUAAAGUUGAUUUGAACAAUCCUGAAAAAACCAUUGUGGUUGAGAUUGUGAAGACUAUUUGCUUGAUUGGAGUGGUGGAAAGGUAUAAGGAGUUAUCCAAGUACAAUCUGAGGCAGCUCACAUCAGGAAAGCAAUAGGAUAGGCUAUUUAUUUACUUCUCUCGGCUGUUCUGAGCACUUUUUUAACUUCGUACAUCAACAAAUGUAUUCAGCAUUUCCUUGAGCUAGUUUAAUUUAGAAAGUUUUGGAACCAAGCAAAAAUAAUAUUCAUGCUGUUUGAUAAUUAUUAUUGUCUGUUCAGCUGUUGAGUUGUUGGGGGAGAUUGUUGGAUUCGUAAGGUUGUUUUUUA